Molecule: messenger RNA, 433 nt
Organism: Meloidogyne enterolobii
Lineage: Eukaryota; Metazoa; Nematoda; Chromadorea; Rhabditida; Meloidogynidae
Source: the annotation of a GenBank genome assembly
AAUGGCAACAGCAAUUGCUAAGGAUUAUUAUUUUGUAAUUGUUGGGCGUCAGGAUCAACCACUUUUGGAAAUGGAUUUUCCUCCAAAGAAGCGAGAAACUCAAGCGGAGACCCAUCAUUUACUUCAAUUUAUUGCACACGCAGCUUUGGAUAUUGUGGAUGAAAUGACACUUAGGGAGCCACAAAUGUACUUGAAGAUUGUUGACAAAUUUAAUGAAUGGUUUGUUUCUGCAUUUGUUACUUCUAGCCGUAUUCGCUUUUUAAUGUUACAUACACAAAAGAAUGAAGAUGGGAUUAAACAAUUCUUUCAAGAAAUUUAUGAAAUGUAUAUAAAAUAUUCUAUGAAUCCCUUCUACCAGCAUGAUUCUCCUAUUCGUUCUGUAAAUUUUGAACAAAAGGCUGGCAUUUAUGGAAGGAAAUUUCUUGGAGUUUAA